Meriones unguiculatus (Mongolian gerbil) is the source of this 2504-nucleotide messenger RNA. Its product is annotated as caspase-12-like. Gene Ontology annotation, biological process: proteolysis; regulation of apoptotic process. NCBI's taxonomy places the organism in Eukaryota, Metazoa, Chordata, Mammalia, Rodentia, Muridae. The record is from RefSeq and is a predicted model, not a curated record. Gene Ontology annotation, molecular function: cysteine-type endopeptidase activity. Bases 313 to 1653 code for a protein of 446 amino acids. The transcript is spliced from 12 exons.
AAGCCCAGGGAGAUGCUGAGAAAAACAGAAGUCAGAGUGCAUUUCUAAACUGUGCUAAAAACAGGCAGGACCCAGAAUGAAUUUUUGUGUGAAUACACAUUUUCAGUCAGAAAACUUCGUUGCGUCAAGGAGAAACAUUGCUUAUCAGAGGAAAUCCCUGGUUGGCUCUCUGGGCAAAGACAAGAGAAAUUGUAAAGCUGGAGUUUCCCAGUGAGUCAGCACCAUCGGUAUGUUUCUGGAAAGGAAAGGCAGACCAUUUCCGAGAUCGCUUUCACUUUUGUUAUUUCUUAUGUCCAGAGAGCCUGCACAGCCAUGGCGGCUAAGAGAAUACAUGAAAGAGAUCCAAUCUACAAGAUCAAGGGUUUGGCCAAGGACAUGCUGGAUGGGGUUUUUGAUGACUUGGUGGAAAAGAAUGUUUUAAACAGAGACGAAUUACUCCGAAUAGGAGAAGGUGCAAGCUUCAUCCUUAACAACGCUGAGAACCUCGUUGAGAACAUCUUUGAGAAAACAGAAAUGGCAGGCAAAAUAUUUGCAGGCCACUUUGUCAAGUCCAAAAAACAGCUGAGAUUAAAAUUUCAUUCUGAUGAUGAAGAUGAUGAACCUCAGAAACUGACUAUACUGCCUUCUCCAUUAGACUCUGAAAAUGAAAUUGAAGACAACAAAGAUGAUGGACAAGCUUUAUUAGAGCAGACAUCUGCUUUAUCUCUGAUAGAAUGCAGAGGGGGGGAAGAAGAUGAAGAAACGAAGGCAAAUGCUGGCGUGGCCCAUGCAUCACACCCUAUGCUGACAGCUCCUCAGGAAAUUUUGAGCACAGAAGCCCAUGACACGUUGAAGCUUUGUCCUCACGAGCAGUUUUGUAAGAUGAAGAGAGAAAAGUCAAAAGAGAUAUAUCCAGUGAUGGAGAAGGAAGGCCGAACACGUCUGGCCCUCAUCAUCUGCAACAAAAAGUUUGACUACCUUUUUGAUAGAGAUGAUGCCGAGGUGGACAUUUUGAACAUGCAAGAACUACUUCAAAACCUUGGAUACUCAGUAGUAUUAAAGGAAAACCUUACAGCUCAGGAAAUGAAGACAGAACUAAUCGAGUUUGCUGGCCGUCCAGAGCACCAGUCCUCUGAUAGCACGUUCCUGGUGUUUAUGUCCCAUGGCAUCCUGGAAGGAAUCUGUGGAGUGAAGCACAGAAACAGGAAGCCAGAUGUUCUUCACGAUGACACCAUCUUCACAAUUUUCAACAACUCCAACUGUAGGAAUUUGAGAAACAAACCCAAGGUCCUCAUUAUGCAGGCCUGCAGAGGCAGUCAAGAUGGAAUGAUUUGGGUAUCCACAAGCAGAGGAAUAGCCACUGCUGAUACAAAUGAUGAGCGCAAGCUGAACUCUAAAUGGAAUAAGAGCAUAACAAAGGCCCAUGUGGAAAAGGAUUUUAUUGCUUUUAAGUCUUCUACCCCUCAUAAUAUUUCUUGGAAAGUAGGCAAGAGUGGGUCUCUCUUCAUUUCCAAACUCAUCGACUGCUUCAAAAAGUACUCUUGGUGUUAUCAUUUGGAGGAAAUUUUUCGAAAGGUUCAACACUCAUUUGAAGUCCCAGGGGAACUCACCCAAAUGCCCACCAUCGAGAGAGUAUCCAUGACACGGUAUUUCUACCUUUUCCCUGGGAAUUAACACUGGCAACACACGUGCAGUUCCAGUCAGGUAUUGCUGUUGGUGAGAGGAAGAGAAUACCAAGCUCCCUGGAUUUUUAAAUGUGGAAAAUUUUUCAGUUUAGACGUUUUAUAAAGUAUCAUAAAUCUGGAUAAUUUCUGAUAGGUUUUUUUUUUUGAAAGAAACCUGAAAUGUGAAAUUUUUCAUGAAAAGUAUAGACUAGCUCUUUCCUUCUGAGUCUUCACAGCUUUUAUUUCAUCUUCUGAAAUGUUGUAGUCACACAUCUGUACUAAGCGAAUGAAAGGAUGACACCGAAGAGCACGUGGACACCACCUUUUGGGGAACCACUUACACUUAUGAACUACGCAUCAUAAUUUACUCACAAAGCAGAUCUUCUCUGCAGCGGAGCUGAGAAAGGAAGAGUCCGUUACAUGCUGUCAUGUCGCUAGCAAUGGGAUGAGAUAUGGGAGACUCAGUUCCACUGUCUGUUUCUAUCAUGCAUGAUUUCUAUGCCUAGUGGCUGCUUAGCAUUCCUUUUAACUGGUUUGUGAAGAUAUACCUUACAAAGUUACAUUAUUUACAAAUUUGUUGUCUUAAUUUUUUUUGGACUAAAAAUGUUCUCACACAAACACAUUCAAAUUUCUGUCUGUAUUAUUGAAAAAAAAAAAACCCAAACAGAAAUGACAUGGUUAAAAGCAUUAAAGGUAAUUUUUGAUGCAAAAUAUUGUACAAAACUCUAUGCAGAGUUGGAUUCUUCAGGAAUAGAUUGUGAUGAAGCCUGGUUAUUUUUUUGCUAUCUUGAAAAUGUUAUAUCAUUCUUUUUAUUUCGUUGAGCCAGAAAUAAAAUCAGUGUUUAUUCUUUGCUUUAUAAA